AUGUCGGUGGUGCUGCCCUCCCACACUGAAGAGGCAGGACCACCUCGACCUCCUCCGGAACCUCCACCUGGCGUGUCGACGGCACCUCCUCGUAGAAUGACGAGCAGCAGAUCAACGUCGCCCUCCCCAAGCUGCAGCAGCGUCUUCUCGUCCGUCCACAAUAUGAAGGCACACGCCCGACGCACUAACUCUGGCACUCCAAUCGUUGCAGAAGGCCUCACAUGUGGAUUCUGCGACAGCUCCACGGUCUUCCCAACAAGUGCCUCACGCGCAGAUCACUACCGAAAAUGUCAAGCGUAUCAACGAGCAAAAGACGGACAACGCACCUCUGCAAGCUCCAAUGACAGCCGUAGCCCUUCAGCCACUCCUCUGCCGCAACCCCCACCAGCCGCUGAGCCCCGACAAUCCACGGGAGGCCCUGCCGCACACGCUGUGGGAAUGCCGCCGUCCUCGACAACUCAGCAUCCGACUAUUGGGAACACCACCUCUCGCACGACAGCAUCGUUCAGAAAGAAGGAAAAACUGGCCACAUCGCCACGGACAGCCCGCAGGCCAUUAAAGAACAGUGGCCGCAAAGUAUAA
Messenger RNA from Trypanosoma cruzi, 582 nucleotides. RefSeq lists its product as uncharacterized. The transcript has a single exon. The coding region runs from base 1 to 582 and encodes 193 amino acids. The record is from RefSeq and is a predicted model, not a curated record. Lineage: Eukaryota; Euglenozoa; Kinetoplastea; Trypanosomatida; Trypanosomatidae.